Brienomyrus brachyistius is the source of this 5301-nucleotide messenger RNA. RefSeq names its product tight junction associated protein 1 (peripheral) (gene tjap1). Gene Ontology annotation, biological process: Golgi organization. The record is from RefSeq and is a predicted model, not a curated record. Gene Ontology annotation, cellular component: trans-Golgi network. The transcript has 11 exons. NCBI's taxonomy places the organism in Eukaryota, Metazoa, Chordata, Actinopteri, Osteoglossiformes, Mormyridae. The coding region runs from base 843 to 2585 and encodes 580 amino acids.
AGCUUCCUAUCCUGCAGAUACAGUAGCCCGGGCUCGGAGCACGCGGGGGAUUCCCGAGGAUUACCCGGCGUGCCCCGCGGGGAAAGAUGGCGGUAGAGAAGCGUAGGCGAGCGUGAACUUUACCUCAGAAAAAGUAGCGGCCGAGUGCCAGAUAACUGUCUGUAGAAGGGUCGCUGGAACCCGAAAAGAGCUUCUGGGUGGUUAAGCAGUGUACUGGGAACAUAAACCGAGAGCGUCCAGGCUAAGCGAGUGGGACUGACGCUAGCCAUAGCAGCCGCGGCGUCGGCCGAAGAAAAGGAAGGGAGAGAGGACCGGAUAAACUUUAUUGACUUGGACCGGGAGCCGAAACAGGAUUACAUACGUCCGUCGGCAGUGACGGGCUACGGAAAUGGAAGCUCUGCAGCUGUGAGGUUACGUGUCUGCUGGCAGCAGGGGUGCAAGAACAAGGCCUGAUUGAAUUCCCUUCAGGGAGACACGCUGGACCUCGUGCUCCAGGACCACGUGACAUGCAUGCCUGAGGACGCCUGCUGGAACAUUGUGGGUGAAGACAGCUGUUGGAUCUUCUGAGCCUUUUCAGCAGGAAUAACACACUGAGGACGGACGUGCCAGAAUGACAAGUGCUGCCCCAGCUAGGAAGCCGUACCGCAAGGCCCCCCCACAGCACCGCGAGGUUCGCCACGGCACGCCCGCCUUCUGUGAGGACCUGAGUGGCACCCUGCCUAGCCCCGCCGCCACCCCCCCCAGAGUCCUGCCAGAGUUCCCCGUCAGACGGCGACCGGAUCAAGUCCCUACAGCAGCAGAAUGAGGAGCUACGCAGACGCCUCAGUCAUACCACUCACAAAAUGGAGGCCAUGGAGGCGGAGUUCGAGGCCAGUCGGCAGUACAUGCAGGCCGAGAUGGGCCGCACCAAGGACGACCUGGACAAGAUGCGGGACAAGUUUCGCAGACUUCAGAACAGCUACACUGCCUCCCAGAGGACCAACCAGGACCUGGAGGAGAAGCUGCAUGCGCUGGCCUCCAUCAGUCAGACCUGGGUCCACGCACUUCGCAAGGUAGAGCAAGACAAGAAAAUGAUGGACCAGGAGAUCGUGGAGCUGACCAACAAACUCCUGGAUGCAAAGAACACUAUUGACAAGCUAGAGGAGUUGAAUGAACGUUACCGGCAGGACUGCAACUUGGCGGUGCAGCUGCUGAAGUGCAACAAGUCCCACUUCAGAAACCACAAGUUCGCAGAUCUGCCAGGCGAGCUGCAGGACAUGGUGAAUAAGCACAUGAAGAGCAACCUGCCUCAGCGGGGGGGCCAGAUCCCGGACGCCGACUCGCUGAGCCUAACGCCCGCAGAUGUGGUGCCCACCUCUGUCAUUGCCCGUGUGCUGGAGAAGCCCGAACCACUUCUGCUGAACUCUGUCCAGUCCGGCAGCAGUAUGGGCCGGCCCGUGGCGGAGGAUGUGUUCGUGCAUGUGGAUAUGACGGGCCCCCAAAUGGAGGGGGCCCUGGGCCCUGGACGCUCCCUGGAGCAGCAGCCUCAGCAGCAGAAUGGAACGUGCCACAGCCAGGGCAGCCUGGAUGGGGAAGACGGGGGUGGUGGUGGGGCGGCAGCAGCCCCCUCGUUUGAGAAGCUGAACCCAUACCCCACCCCCCCGCCACCCCACCCCCUCUAUCCAGGCCGCAAGGUGAUCGAGUUCACAUCCGACGACAAGGUGAAGAUCCCCAAGAAUAGCCCGCUGCCCAACUGCACAUACGCCACGCGGCAGGCCAUCUCAUUGAGCCUGGUGCAGACCGACGACGAGGCUGAUGGUGGCUGGCGCUCCGGGGCCUCAUCCUCCUCUGGUGGCCACCCACGCCGACAGGCUGGACCCGACACGCCGGAUGCCCUGUCAGGCCGCUCCAGCCCACUGGGCAGCCCCACCCCGGUCCCUGGUGCCUUCGGCAGCUCCGCCAGCUCUGAGGAGGAUCUUCUGGCCAACUGGCAGCGCAUGUUUGUGGAGAAGAUGGCUCCAUCCUCAGAGGGCAGCCUGGUGAACCGUACCUCAUUUAGUAGCGAGACCGCCAUGGAGCUCGAGAGGAGCCGCGAUGGCAGGACGGGCAGGACUGAGGCGGCCCGGCGGGGUACCUACUCGGACGGCGAGGAGUCGGCGGUGCGGAGCUGGACGGCCAGCCGAGAGUCGAGUGUGGAAGCGGACAGUGGGACAGAGCCUCGUGUCAGGAGGGGCCAAUAUGGAGCGGAGUUCUCCAAGGAGGAGAGUCAGAGGCUGUUGAUGAGCCUGGAGCCUGUCGAGGAUGGAGACAGCGCCAACGUGCCCGAUGAAGCAGCAUGUUCCCGAAGGGGGGGUAGCCCCGACACCCGCAGGAUGGAGUAUGCAGAAUGCGGCUCGGGGGGCAGCUCGGCAGAGGAGCGCGACAUCCUGCCCCAGGACCUGCCUGUCAUCUCGCCCCGGGGCCUGGCCGCACUGGAAGACCACAUGGAGAAUGCACCGGCCCACCUCAGCAGGCCUGGCAAGAGCCCUAAGAGGAUGGGCGUCCACCACCUGCAUCGCAAGGACAGCCUGACACGCGCCCAGGAGCAUGGCACCCUGCUAGACUGAGGGGGGGAGGGGGGAUCUCCUCUCUUAUCUUACAGACAUGGCUCCAGUUUCCUCCAGAAGGGGAGUUCCUGUAUCUGGCACCAUCUUCCUUAAGAGCCCCCCCUCCCUGGCAGAGAUACAUAUAACUAACUAGGUAACUAGGAAACUCAAAUUGAUUUACUGUCCAGAAUCUGAAUACCCUCCCCAGCCAGCGUGACCCAAAUGGAGAGACAUGCCCUACCUCACAGGGGAGCUUUUCUCUGAACCCACAUCUCUGGUACUGUGGCAACCAGCCGCCCGCUAUUAUGUGGAAUGGUCUGAGGUCCCAGUGUCCCACUCAGUCACUCACAGUGCCUAACCGCGACCCUCCCCCCCCCCCCAGCAUUGAGUCGCCCCUCUGGCCAUUUCUCUGCUGCAGCACUUUUGCUCCUCCUGGUCUUGCUCCCAUUCCUGGCCCCCGGUGCAGUGGCCUCUACACUCCCUGUGGGCUUUAGGACACCGCUUCCUGUCUGCUGGCUAGAGGAGGAGGGACAAAUCAGUGUUAUCAGGAGGCUUAAAACGGCUAGACUGCCAGCAGCGUUAGCAACAUUAGCUUGAUCUGUGACGUUUUGGCCAACUCAGGCCAUGUAGGAACAGGGCUGUGGAGUUAGCCAUUAGUGGUGAAUCAGUAUGAUCUUUUCCCCUAGGUGGGUCACGGCUAUGUUCUGUCAUUCUCCAUGAAACAUGGCCACCUGAGUCUUGAGGAGUCUUGCAUCCUUCGCUGAGAGCAAAGGUCACACCCCCGGCAUCAGCUGCCUUCACUUCAGAAAUGCACCACUAACACCAUCUGCACCAAGUCCGCCAGCAUGCAGACCAUAGUCCAGAUUGGUAUAAUAAUGUAAACCAAAGCUUCAGGCUGCUGGCUUGGCUCACUGGCGGUGCUCAGACUUUCCCGAAAGGCACCACACAAAUCUGUAGUGCCCUGUUGUGUAUUGAUGACCAGACGAGACUAACUGUCCCUCCCCCGGGUGACCAGUGUGCGGUUGGCUUACCCAGCAUCAUUCACCACUGCCCUUCAUCUGUCUUGCCACAUGGAGGGAGGCGGCCUUCCCCGGCAGGCUCCUGUCUGCCCCCAGCUGCUCAGGGCCUCCCCGCCUGCGUAUUCCGCCCGCCAUUAAGGAAAGCUCUGUCUGUCAGGCCACACGCACACAGCACGGACACCACGCAAAUCUCAUCAUUUCAGAUGAAACCCGCGCCUAGGAAUGUAAACGCUCCUGUAGCCUCCGCCCAGCUCCAUCGCUCCCACCUACACCAGGCUCACUUUUAUUUUUGUUUUUUGUUUGAGUUUGAUGUCUUGCUGUAGUGAAAAAGGAAGUGUUGUGUUAGUGCUUUUUGAAGUUUAUGUUUUGAGGUUCGUUUGCCAUGUUUGCCAUCCCACUCUGCUGUCUAUCUCAGUGCUGUUGUCACCUCUGGCGCCGACGUUCGUUGGGGUGACCGGGGAUGUGGGAUGAUUUCAGUUUCACCAGUGUUUUUUUUCCCCCGAGGGUAAGUGUUUUUCAAUCAUGAUGCCUUUAAUUGAAGUAGACACACUCCAGCUGUGUGCUUGAUGCUCACUGGCUCAGUAUCCUGCUGAAUGGAUGUGUGAUAUCACUAUGUAUGUCUGCUGCCGGGACACAGGACCCAGAUUCCCCUGUGGCUUCUCACAGAAACACACACAUCAGGCUGCUCCUCUCAAAAAGCACCAUGGUCCCUGAAUUCCCCCCAGAGACUCUCUCCAUUAGCCCCCCGGUUUCAAUAAUUCACCGGCUUCUGCAGCCUGAGGGGCCAGAUCACUCCCGCCCGCCCCAUUCUUUUUUUAGCUUGUAGUGUAUUGAUUUUUUUUCCCACUUCAAAUAAAAUGCUAUUAAUAUAAGCUCAUAAUUAAUAGUUCUAACAGACCUUUCUAAUAAAUAAUGUAGAUUUUUUAUUUGGCUCUAAAUUAGGCUGCUGAUGGCAGGAAGAAGGAAUCAUUCAUCACCGUCCCACACGUGAAAUUGGCGCUUUUAAAUACUUAAUGCCGUAAGAUGUUCUGGAAAUAGAGCUCGCUUUGUUCCAUGUGGAUCCCGACUGCCAUUUCCUCUCAUCCACCUGCAAGAGCCACGUGUUCAGCGGUGAGGCCCUGUCACAGUGUGGUCUGCCUGUUCCAAACCAAGGUCACCUUCUCCAUCCUUCCCCAGAGAUGAGGGGCCGCUUUGGCCCUGGAGGUGCCAUUGCACGCCGCACUUGAUUCACAGUGAGGCUCUGAGACACCAUCAGAAAUCAUCCACAGUGAUACUGGGCUGUAUGUGCACCGAUAGUGUGGGGGGGGGGGCAGUGAGAGGCUGACCUCAUCCCUUGUUCUGAAAACAGCCCCCUUUCACAUUGAGCUCACCUUGCAAUCCAAACCCCUGUGUCCCAGUGUGUGUUUGCAAACCGAUAAGCUUAUAGUCAGGAACGACUGGCGAUGUGCAAUCUCCAUACUCUGAAUGUGUUUGCAGCUCCAUUUCCUUCAUUUACUGGGUAUACGUGAUGUCAUUUCAAUAAUUUGUUUUCUUUUUUCUCUUUAUAAGGUGUUCCUUGGUGUGAAAAUAUCCAUUAGUGUUUUUUGGUGAAUCUAUUGUGUUUUUCGAUCUCUGAGCACAUUUUUCAAAGCUGACUACAGCUUCAGGUGAGCUCCUCAUGAGGUGUGCGCGCGCGCGCGCGUGUGUGUGCGUGCGCGUGUGUGUGCGCGUGUGUGUGU